Molecule: messenger RNA, 2153 nt
Organism: Anopheles coluzzii
Lineage: Eukaryota; Metazoa; Arthropoda; Insecta; Diptera; Culicidae
Product: probable 4-coumarate--CoA ligase 3
Exons: 2
Coding region: 420-2045 (541 amino acids)
Biological process (GO): long-chain fatty acid metabolic process; fatty-acyl-CoA biosynthetic process
Molecular function (GO): long-chain fatty acid-CoA ligase activity
Source: RefSeq, a predicted model, not a curated record
GUUAUGGUCAGCGGUGUUGUGUUGUGUGAAUUGUCGCUUUAGUUCCGAAAAAACCGUUUCACAAACCGCAUUCCUCUAUCCGAACUAUCGUGAACGUCGUUGGUAGGGCUUAACUCGUAAACGAGUUCCGAUCGCAGCUGUACCACUAUCAACAGUGAGAUAUGGUGGAGAUGCUCCAGCAAAUCUGAUAACCUCCACGACGAUAAUACUCCACGUAUCAUCUCGCAGCUACACUGACCGAUAGCGACAGUCUCGAGACAGUCAUAGUGCAUUGUUAUAGCCGUGAUAACGAGGCAUCGUAGUGCUUCUCUCACAGAUAAGUCGAAUACUGUUCACUGUUGUUCUCUGUCGUGUGGCAGUUCAAGACUCCGCAGUAAGUGUUUGGCUUUUGAACGCACAGGAAGUAGUAACGCUCCAACAUGGCACUCUGUACGUACGAUGAAGCGAGCCGAACCUGGUACGGUGUGCAGCGUGUUUCGAUCUACAACCCAAAAGCGAACGUUGGUGAGGUCCUGAACCAUAUACUGCUCCGAACGCCCGAUCGGAUCAUUCAGAUCGAUAUGGAUACGGGCAACCGACUGAGCUGUACCGAGUUCCGAAUGCGCAUGGUCCGCUUCGCCCAGCAUCUAACGCACGUUGGGCUGCGCAAGGGUGACAUUGUGGCGAUGGCAAACGGUAACAGCGAGAAUGUGGCACCGUUGGCAUGUGCGCUCAUGACACUGGGAGCACCGUUUAAUCCGCUUGCGCCCGGGUUCAAUGUGGAGGACAUGGCGCACAUGCUGCGUCUAACGCAACCGAAGAUGGUAUUCUGUGACGAUGAUAAUGUGGAGGUGGUACGUCAAGCUGUCUGUAGUGUGUUGGGAGGUGAGAUUCCGAUCUACGUUUUUGAGAGCCAGCGGGAUGAUGUGAAGCAUGCGGAAGAUCUACUGAUUCCGACGGGCAAAGAGGAACAGUUUAUGCCCACCCACCUCGGAGACUCACACGAGCUGCUGUCCAUGAUACUCUGCUCGUCCGGUACUACCGGUCCCCCGAAAGGUGUUUGCGUGACGCACGCACAGACGGUCUCUACGAUCGGUUGCUACCCGACGGCCAAACCGGCGACAGUGUUCAACUUUAGCCCACUGUACUGGGGCACCGGGGUGUACAUGAUGCUCAGCACGUUCUCUGGCAGUUCCACGCGCCUCAUCACACGCCGCCCGUUUUCGGAGGAAACGUUCUUUGAGGCGGUGGAGAAGCAUCGGGCCAAUUUCGUGUUUAUGCCACCGUCGUACGCCAGCCAGGUUCUGCGCCACGAGCGCACUUCCCAGGUGGACUUCUCUAGUUUGAUCAUGCUGGCAAUCGGAGGCAGCUACGUAUCGGAAGGAUUGCGCGAUCGGUUCGAUCUUCUGUUGCCAAAUGGGCGUACGUACAAUACGGUCGGCACGUCGGAGGUAGGAUGGGUGGCGACUGAUUUUGCCAAGCGGAAGCCGGGCUCGGUCGGUACACCGGUGGUAAACGUUUCCGUCAAGAUUGUGGACGAUGACGGCAACGAUCUGGGCGUUGGUGAACGGGGUCAGGUUCUGCUGAAAGGCGCGGAACCGUUCAUUGGUUAUUACAAAAAUGAGGCGGCCACUCGGGCAACGAUCGAUGAGCGAGGGUUCAUGCGCUCGGGCGAUAUUGGAUAUGUCGAUGAGGAGGGCUACCUGUACCUGAUCGAUCGGGAGAAGGACAUCUUCAAGUACCGUGGGUUCCACGUGUCGCCGAGCGAGCUGGAGGGAGUCGUCGGUCAGAUUGAGGGUGUUUUAGAGGUGUGUGUUGUCGCGGUGCCGGCAGAUGAGGAGCGUACCACCGAGCUGCCGACAGCGGUUAUCGUACGCGCGGCCGGAAGUUCACUUACGGCGGAGCAGGUGAUGGAAAUAGUGGACGGGAAGGUGUCCGACUUUAAGCGCCUGCGGGGUGGAGUGUAUUUUGUGGAGCGCUUACCGAAAACGCAGACCGGUAAAAAUGUGCGACGGAAGGUGCUGGAGAUGGUGUUGGAGCUGGCGAAGGAGAAGACGGGCGCUUGAGGAGUCAAAUCGGAAGGAACAACUCGAAUUUGUAUUAACAUACUACUGUUAACAGGGUGGAGGAUUGAUGAUAUGAUAGUAAAUAAAUAGCUAUUCUUAUAUGUUUAA